GGUCCACCUCCACUCUCCACGCUUUUUCUGCUCUUUGUUGUUUUGAUUUCUAUUUUCUUCUCGAUAUCUCUUUAAGUCCAGGAAGUCCAGCUAAUGCAAUCUUUUUUUUUUUAAAUAUCUCAUACUUCGCAAUAUUUUAUCCUAAGAGAUGGAAACAAUUUUGGAAAAUGUUAUUUUGAAACCGCCGGCAACCAGCACAGUCAAGUGCAAUGCUUCAGCGGCAAUGGUCAGAGAUUUGAAAAACAAAUGCGAAGAGCUGAAGAACAUCAUCUCAGAAAACCGAGUUUUGGACAUUGAGAUUGACUUGGUGAACAAACUGAUUUACCGCAACUCCAACCGACUGAGGCUUGACAUCGGUUUUAGAUACUUCAGAAAUAUCAAGAGGUAUUUCAAAAAGUACAAAAGCAUAAACUUUGAUCUUACACUGGAAAAUUUCAAUUCGUGUCUGCCUGAGAGUACGUUCGGAUCGUCGUUUUAUCUACCUUCCCGUCAAAUGUUGCAACAUGUUUUGCAUCAAUUGAUCGUUCUGGUGGCCACACUCGAGAAAAUUUCUCUUUACUCGUUCAAGUCGGGCCAUUUAUUUCUAGAGAGAAUCCGCAUUGGACAUUCAUGGUCGAUGGCUUCUAUUUUCUUAGGCACUGCAUCCAGAAUAAAUUACAUUUGCAAAAGACUGAGCUGGCAGUGCUGUAAGCUGUACAAUAUUAUUGCACCAGCACUUCCAAAUCUUGCAUUGUCUGGACCGAGUUGGAGUCAAGAAGGGUUUCAAUUUCCUAAAAAACUGGAAGAUGCGCUGGAUGUCGAAAAUCCUAGCAAAGUAGAAUUUGCAAACUCAUCAUUUCCCUCUGGCAGUUCAAAAAUAUUCGACCUUGUUGUAAAUGAAGCGGAGGAAGACGAGGACGAAGAAAUUAUACAGUUCUAUGAUGGCCCUUCUCAGAAUCAAGAUUCUCCCUCUCCUGACAAUGAAAAUUUGGUGGACGUCAAAGAAAUUUCCUUUGUUGGUGGUGAUGAAGAUUUGGGAGUUGUAGACACAGAGCAGUGCAUCUCGACUCCUGGUGCGAGAAAGGAGAAAAAGUACAGAAAGAGAAAAUCAACUCAGGAUUCCCUACAUAAAGAGAUAGAUUUAGAGAAUGAAGAUGGAGAAGUGGAGUUAGUGACGGUGAAACGAUCAAGAAUUAAAAAGGAACAACCAGGGUCUCUAACUGAAAUGAUCGAACAAAUAGACUCUCCUGUCUCGCUCAGCAUGUUUGUUAAUCAAAAUAUUUGUGAUGCAAAUAAUGAGAGACACGCAUCAGCUAAGAGGCAAGUUAGUGGCAUCAUCAAGAUGUUGAAAAAGAGGAAAUCAAGUGAUCUGCAAGCUAAAAAUCUGGUUGCCCGGGCCAAAGACUUGUUAAAAUCAGCUUUGCUUUAGUAAAAAAUUUUGAAAUUAUUUAUCAUUAAUAAAAUUAUAAUUAUUUAAUUAAAAAAAACAAAGCUCUAACAAAUAAAAAUAACAAAAAAUAAAUAAUCUUUCAGUUCUUCAAGUUCUUCGAUUAUUAUAGGCUAAGAGAUAAAAGUAAAGAAAUAGGCAAACUUAACAGAACUCUUUUGAGCACAAUUGAUUUGAAGAUCUCACCUAAAGGAAAUUACUCAUGUUAAUUAAAGAACUGUGCAUUUACCCACAUAUUUUAAUUUUUUGUAAAUGAAAAUAUUGGGAAUCGGAAUGACUACUAAAAUU
Molecule: messenger RNA, 1714 nt
Organism: Neocloeon triangulifer
Lineage: Eukaryota; Metazoa; Arthropoda; Insecta; Ephemeroptera; Baetidae
Exons: 7
Coding region: 149-1408 (419 amino acids)
Biological process (GO): positive regulation of Notch signaling pathway
Cellular component (GO): nucleus
Source: RefSeq, a predicted model, not a curated record